This is a messenger RNA of Moneuplotes crassus, 1146 nucleotides long. NCBI's taxonomy places the organism in Eukaryota, Ciliophora, Spirotrichea, Euplotida, Euplotidae. The record is from the annotation of a GenBank genome assembly.
UGAUGUUCACAAGACAAUUCCUGAAAUGAUACACCAAGGCGCCUACAAUGGCACUUAGAACCAAGAAGAUUUCCUUAUUAAGGCCUUCUUUGGUCCAUAAGAGCUGAGCUUUCAUGUCUACAGAAGAUACUUCAGAUCAUAAAGAACAAAAGACUGGCAAAACUGAUUAUGAGCAGAGGUUCGGUAAAAACAGAAAAUAUGAAAAGCCAGAAUUCCUUAAAGAAGACUAUGACCAUUUAGGUGCAGAUGACUUUAUUGAAGAAGAUGAAUUCCUUCCUGAAUUCUUCUCUAAAGAUAUCCCAGACUACAAGAGAAAUCCCAAAAAUCUGAAUAUUCCAUGGCUGAUCAAUGGUGUUCCUGAGAUGGAAAUCAAGCAGAGGUUUCUUGGGGACCAGAUUUUCUCGAGAAUGAAGAUCCACAAGGGAGAAGUCCUAGAGCAUCUAUAUAAAAUCUUCCGGGCUACACUUCUAUCUGCUGCUGAUAGAGAUUACGACUUUCUCAAAGAGUACUGAGAAGAAACCUUUGCUGAUAAAUUGAUCAAGAGGCUCGAGAAUUUAAGAAAGGAGGGGCUCACGUGUUCAUAUGAAGAAGACAUGAGGCCCAUUGAAGUUGAGGCCAACAUGUAUGAUACCACUGUGAUAAAAGGAGUCAAUAUCCAUAGAAAGGAAAAUGGGAGUGAAGAUGACUACAUAAUUCAUAAUGACUUGGAAGAAAUGGGUUUCAUUUCAUAUGUGCCUAAGUACAUCACUAAGUCAGAGAGCUUCACUAAUCCGAAGACUAAUGAAUAUAUGCACACUGACGCCCACCGAAUAAUCUUUAGAGCCUAUGUAUGCUUCAAGAGUGGAUAUAAAAUUCACUUGAAAGAUUCUAAUGGAAAAUCAAUCUUUGAUUAUCCCGAAGAUUACACAUGGCAACACGUUGGCGUCUUUGAGUCUGAGAUGAUCGGGCCAGAAAAGUUUAACAAAUGGAGCCUUAGUGAAAACCUGAUGGAAUGGAUUGCCAAGCAUACUUUCGGAACAUGGAAAAUGGUGGAUCUCGAUAAUUGGCUUGUUGGAAACCCUCUUGUGAUUCCUAAAUUUGAAAUCAGAUCCAGGACUUAUGAUGAUAUCCAGUCUUUCUAGAAAAUUAAAGCAGGUUCAAUAUCUA